ACGGAAUGGUUCAGCAGUGACUCUCCAGUUGCGGAGAGGAGCGCACAGCGGAGGGCUGACACACCAAACUCCACCGGACUUUUUCUCCGUUUCCUCUGCCAGUUGUCGCUUUGAUCUGAAUGUGACUCGGUGGACGGAGUGAGCGAAAACAUGGAGCGACAGCGGCUUUCUUUACUCUUACGAGGAACUCUAUCUAUCCUUUUCGUAGCCGUGCUACUGGAGCCGGGGACAGUAGCCGGCAUGCUCCCGCAGCCCAUCAUGAGUCAUCUGUGCAAGUUCUGUGACUUGGAGCCUUCGUCCUGUAACGGCACCGGGACCUGUCUGUCCAACUGCUCCAUCACCUCCAUCUGCAUGGAGAAGAAGGAGGUCUGUGUCGCGAUCUGGAGGAAAAACGAGAGCAGUUACACAGUGGAGACUCUUUGCCACGACCCGUCCAAGCCGCUGUACGGCGUUCUGUUGGACGACUACAACAGCUCCACCUGUGUGAUGAGGGAGAAAAACACGACGAGCGGCCUGGCCCACUUCUGCUCCUGCACCGAAGAGGAGUGCAACGACAAACUGUCCUUCUCCCCCAUUGUGGAUCCAACUCCGGAGGAUCCAGUGGUCUCGGUGAUCCUGGUGAGCUUACUGCCUCUCCUGUUGCUUGCGGUCGUGGUUGCAGCCAUGUUCUACUGGUACCGCGUGUACCGCCGUCGCAUGCUCAACCAAGAAUGGGAGAGCAGCAAUAAGAAGCGCAAGGCCAAGGCAGGUGGGUUGGACUGCAGCGAUGCCUGUGCCAUCAUGAUGGACGACGAUGGGUCUGAUAGCAGCUCGACCCACGCCAACAACCUGAACCACAACACUGAGCCGCUGCCUAUAGAGCUGGAUCUGCAGGUGGGAAAGGGUCGCUUCGCCCAGGUGUACAAGGCUAAGCUGAAGCAGAGCACGUCAGAUCAGUUUGAAACGGUGGCGGUGAAGAUCUUCCCGUAUGAGGAGUACGCCUCCUGGAAGAACGAGAAGGACAUCUUCUCCGACACGGACCUCAGACAUGAGAACAUUCUUCACUUCCUGACAGCUGAAGAGAGGAAGCUGGAAAAGCAGUACUGGCUUAUCACCGCCUUCCACCACAGAGGGAAUCUACAGGAGUAUCUGACACGUCAUGUGAUCAGCUGGGAGGACCUUCGGGUGCUGGGCAGCUCUCUGGCCCGGGGUGUCGCCCACCUCCACAGCGACCACCUCCCCUGUGGACGCCCUAAGGUGCCCAUAGUCCACCGGGACCUGAAGAGCUCCAACAUCCUGGUGAAGAACGACCUGACGUGCUGCCUGUGCGACUUCGGCCUGGGACUCCGGCUGGACAACUCGCUGUCUGUCGACGACCUCGCCAACAGUGGACAGGUGGGCACAGCUCGCUACAUGGCUCCGGAGGUGCUGGAGUCUAGACUGAACCUGGAGAACAUCGAGUCCUUCAAACAGACUGACGUUUACUCCAUGGCCCUGGUACUGUGGGAGAUGACAUCUAGGUGUGAAGCUAUUGGAGAGGUGAAGGACUACGAGCCUCCAUUUGGCUCCAAAGUGCGAGAGCACCCCUGUGUGGAGAGCAUGAAGGACAACGUCCUGAGAGACCGAGGGAGACCGGACAUCCCCAACACCUGGCUCAGCCAUCAGGGCAUAGCGGUGAUGUGUGCCACCAUCAAGGAGUGCUGGGACCACGACCCUGAGGCCCGACUCACCGCCCACUGUGUGGCUGAACGCCUCGCCGAGGUGGAGGACGAGAUCGACAAACUGUCCAGCCGCAGCUCCUCAGCAGAGAAGAUUCCUGAAGAGCUGAAAAUCCCGUCAGAGGAGGAGAUCAUAGCAGAAGAAGUGAAAGACAUUACACCCACUUUUACAUUUGCUUUUAUGGAAUCUGGGUGAACGUAACAACAAGGGCACUUAUUUCACCGUUAUGGGAUGGAAGACAGAAACCUCAGCAGUGAGGUUCAGCUGAUUGUUAUAGGAAGCCACAGGAGCUGAGCUCCUGCAUCCCAGGACUUGGAGCCAGGUAGAGAGGAGUCACAGUGCCACAACUAACAAACAGGUUUUUAAGGUAUAAUAGUUGAGCUAUGCUUUUGGACUCCACAGCUUCAAGAAUACCAAAGUACCACCCCAUGUUACAACAGCUGAAAAGCUAUAGAGCCAAAAAAUAUUUAAUAAGUGAACAUAAACUGGAAGCUUCCAAAGAUGUGCAAAGCGUGUUGACAGUAUUCACAGAGUCAGGCCGGCUUCUCUUUCAACCAAAGGUCAUUCUCUUUCUUAGAGAAACUCAACAGGGCAAUAACCAUUUAAACCAAAAACAUUUGACUUGCACUUUACCUUGGGAUACUUAUGCAUUGAUUUUCUUUUUAUAUGCUCAUGUAUUGUAAAAUGGGUGAGGUUGGGUUGAGGAAUGGAUUUGCCUCAUUGUGCCUUUGUGUGUAAUGACCUUGAGCCAAAAUGUAAGAGAUGUUGCCGUAACACUAAUGAUGCUGUGGACUCCCUCCUCAAACAGCAGGAAUUCAUUCGAAUGUGUGUAUGUGUGUCUUUGCGUAUGCGUGUGUGUAUGUGUGUGUGUUUGCUUAAGGUAUGCAUCAAUUUAUGUGUGUAUCUUUGCGUGGAUGUGUGUGUGUGUGUGUGUGUGCUGUUUUUAUAUAGUUACAGUUUAAACUUGUUUGCCAAAUAAACAAGCACAAUGUAAAUAAAGACAAUAACUGUACAUAAAAGAGACACAUCAACCAAAAGGGAAAGUAAUCCUACUACUUAACUUUGAAUGCAGAUAUGAAAAGUUUUCACAGAGACAUGUUUUUGUUGUUGUUGUUGUUGUUUGGUUGGUUGGUUUUUUUUAAAUGUGGUUUUGUUUUCUGGUUAUUACCAUCACCUGAAAACUGAGGAUUGUGCCAAAGAUCUUUUACCCUGCCUUGCAUAUGUGUAAUAUGUAAAAUAUUGUAAAUCUUUUAUGAAUUAAAGAUAUUUCUGUAUU
This is a messenger RNA of Myripristis murdjan (pinecone soldierfish), 2974 nucleotides long. Its product is annotated as TGF-beta receptor type-2-like. The transcript has 10 exons. Gene Ontology annotation, molecular function: metal ion binding; transforming growth factor beta receptor activity, type II; ATP binding. NCBI's taxonomy places the organism in Eukaryota, Metazoa, Chordata, Actinopteri, Holocentriformes, Holocentridae. Gene Ontology annotation, biological process: protein phosphorylation; heart development; cellular response to growth factor stimulus. The record is from RefSeq and is a predicted model, not a curated record. Bases 151 to 1893 code for a protein of 580 amino acids. Gene Ontology annotation, cellular component: signaling receptor complex; plasma membrane.